Lottia gigantea (owl limpet) is the source of this 369-nucleotide messenger RNA. RefSeq lists its product as hypothetical. The transcript is spliced from 3 exons. Lineage: Eukaryota; Metazoa; Mollusca; Gastropoda; Lottiidae. The coding region runs from base 1 to 369 and encodes 122 amino acids. The record is from RefSeq and is a predicted model, not a curated record.
AUGAAUAACCUAUUAUGUUCCGCUCUGUUGAUUUCAGUUGUAUUGAUUCUUACAGACGCUGUGAUUAUUCCGGAUUGUAAAAAUGGUAGAAUAUUGACGGCAGAAAAUGGAACAUUAAAAUGUAACUGUCCACCAAACACAUUCGGUGACGAUUGCAAUUGUCGAUACAAGUUUUCAAAUGUACAAUAUUUGGAGCCCGAUCCCUACGCAAAAAGAACUGUGUCUGAUUCAGCGGAAUGUGAUGAAUACUGUGCUAACGAUACCAGAUGUUCCACUUCUGCCAUGAGUCAUAGUUAUAGUGGUAAAACAUGUCAACUUUACGAAACACCAGUCAUCUUCGUGUCGUAUGAAGAAAACCCAAUGUUUUGA